Camelus dromedarius (Arabian camel) is the source of this 2421-nucleotide messenger RNA. RefSeq names its product TATA-box binding protein associated factor 6 like (gene TAF6L). Gene Ontology annotation, biological process: transcription initiation at RNA polymerase II promoter; RNA polymerase II preinitiation complex assembly. The record is from RefSeq and is a predicted model, not a curated record. Gene Ontology annotation, molecular function: transcription coactivator activity; RNA polymerase II general transcription initiation factor activity; protein heterodimerization activity. The transcript is spliced from 12 exons. NCBI's taxonomy places the organism in Eukaryota, Metazoa, Chordata, Mammalia, Artiodactyla, Camelidae. The coding region runs from base 516 to 2372 and encodes 618 amino acids. Gene Ontology annotation, cellular component: SLIK (SAGA-like) complex; transcription factor TFIID complex; SAGA complex.
AGUGACUGAGGAUGUGGAGGAGCGGGAGACGUUGGUUAGAGCCCGGACUUUGUGGCGUUUAAUAUGGGCACAUAAUAGGGAAACUUCCGCGUGGGCAGGACUUCGUGCUCCCAUUUUACAGAUGGAGAAAGAAGCUUAACGAGUAUACAUUAGCGGAUCUCCAACGCCAAGUCUCCGGGCUGGGCAUCCAGGCUUCGUUCCCUACACAGCCCUCCGCUUUUCGUGAUUCGGAACAAGAGUUUGAGCCUGCUCCCUACCGACGUAGUGCUCUCCAGAUGAUCUUGAGAAAGUCUUUUAACAUUUAGCCUCUCAGAGCUUUGAUUUCCUUGGCUGUGAAAUAGCCAUGAUACUUACAUAAUACCUAUCUUAUUAAUGCGGACAGAAUGAGCAAGUGUUUAUUGAAACCGUGUUAUGUGCUGACACCGUGUCUGAGGGUGGGGAUGCAAAGGUGAGCAAACAGGCAUGAUCCUUGCCAGCGUGGAGCUUACAAUCUAGUGGGGAGCUCCCUCAGAGCCAUGUCAGAGCGCGAAGAGCGGCGGUUUGUGGAGAUCCCUCGGGAGUCUGUCCGGCUCAUGGCCGAGAGCACAGGCCUGGAGCUGAGCGAUGAGGUGGCGGCCCUGCUUGCAGAGGAUGUGUGCUACCGUCUCAGAGAGGCCACCCAGAAUAGCUCUCAAUUCAUGAAACACACCAAACGGCGGAAGCUGACCGUCGAGGAUUUCAACAGGGCCCUCAGAUGGAGCAGUGUGGAGGCUGUGUGCGGUUAUGGAUCCCAGGAGGCGCUGCCCCUGCGUCCCGCCAGGGAGGGUGAGCUCUAUUUCCCUGAGGACCGGGAGGUGAACCUGGUGGAGCUGGCCCUGGCCACCAACAUCCCCAAAGGCUGUGCUGAGACAGCUGUGAGAGUUCAUGUCUCCUACCUAGAUGGCAAAGGGAACCUGGCACCUCAAGGAUCGGUGCCCAGCGCCGUGUCUUCACUGACUGAUGACCUUCUCAAGUACUACCAGCAGGUGACUCGGGCUGUGCUGGGGGAUGACCCACAGCUGAUGAAGAUUGCUCUCCAGGACCUGCAGACGAACUCCAAGAUCGCAGCACUCCUGCCUUACUUUGUUUAUGUGGUCAGUGGGGUGAAAUCUGUAAGCCACGACCUGGAGCAGCUGCACCGGCUCCUGCAAGUGGCACGGAGCCUGGUUCGGAACCCACACCUCUGCUUGGGGCCCUAUGUCCGCUCGCUGGUGGGCAGUGUCCUCUACUGUGUCCUGGAACCCCUGGCAGCCUCCAUCAACCCCUUAAACGACCACUGGACUCUGCGGGAUGGCGCUGCCCUCCUGCUCAGCCACAUCUUUUGGACUCAUGGGGACCUCGUAAGUGGCCUCUAUCAGCAGAUCCUGCUGUCCCUGCAGAAGGUCUUGGCAGACCCCGUGAGACCUCUCUGCUCUCACUAUGGGGCCGUGGUGGGGCUGCAUGCCCUCGGCUGGAAGGCAGUAGAACGAGUCCUGUACCCACACCUGUCCACUUACUGGACAAAUUUGCAGGCUGUGCUAGACGAUUAUUCAGUAUCAAAUGCCCAGGUUAAAGCAGAUGGGCACAAAGUCUACGGAGCCAUUCUGGUGGCCGUAGAACGACUGCUGAAGAUGAAGGCCCAGGCAGCAGAGCCCAACAAGGGUGGGCCAGGCUGCAGGGGGUGCCGGCGCUCGGACGACCUGCCCUGGGAAAGCCUUCUGCAGGAGUCUCCCUCCGGGGGCAGCGCAGAGCCAGGCUUUGGGUCUGGUCUCCCGCUGCCGCCAGGAGGCGCGGGGCCGGAGGAUCCUUCCCCUUCGGUGACCCUGGCGGACAUCUACCGGGAGCUCUACGCCUUCUUUGGUGACAGCUUGGCCACCCGCUUCGGCACGGGUCAGCCCGCGCCAACGGCCCCGAGGCCGCCCGGGGACAAGAAGGAGCCGGCGGCCGCCCCGGACUCGGUGCGGAAGAUGCCGCAGCUGACGGCCAACGCCAUGGUCAGCCCACAGGGUGACGAGAGCCCCCGGGGCGGCGGUCCCCCGUCGGCCUCCGCGCCCGCCGCCUCUGAGAGCAGGCCGCUGCCCCGCGUGCAUCGGGCGCGUGGGGCGCCCCGGCAGCAGGGCCCAGGCGCCGGCACCCGCGACGUCUUCCAGAAGAGCCGUUUCGCCCCGCGCGGCGCCCCCCACUUCCGUUUCAUCAUCGCCGGGCGGCAGGCCGGGAGGCGAUGCCGCGGGCGCCUCUUCCAGACUGCCUUCCCCGCGCCGUACGGGCCCAGUCCGGCCUCCCGCUACGUGCAGAAGCUGCCGAUGAUCGGCCGCACCGGCCGCCCGGCCCGCCGCUGGGCGCUCUCGGACUACUCGCUAUACCUGCCGCUCUGAGGCGGCGCUCGUCCCUACCUCCGUGAAUAAAGCCCGGCCCCGGAAGUGA